CUUGGAGUACACUUUUGUGGUGUACCUCUUGAAAAAACUCCUAUAAUGUCUUCUAGGGUUUUUUAGCGUCUGAACUUUUAGCAUAAUAUAAUCUCUGAGAUCCCAGACUACUUGCCAAGUUGCUAUCUGGGGAAGACGUUAGGAGUCUACAGCGCAGGAUCGAGUGUGUUUCGUCACCUCUUUUAUUUGCAAAACUGUUUGGAAUUCGUAAUUAGAGAGCCAAGGAUGUCGGGGAAGGAUCAGGAGUAUCGCAUAUUCAUCGGUGGGCUGUCGUGGGACAUCACCGAGCGUCAGCUCGAAGAUGCUUUUAGCCGUUUCGGGAAAGUCGUCGACAGUCAGGUUAUGCUGGAAAGAGACACACAUCGUCCUCGUGGAUUUGGAUUUUUAACAUUUAGUGACCGCAGGGCAAUGGAGAAUGCAAUAAGAGAUAUGAAUGGUAGUGAGUUGGGUGGGCGGAUGAUCUCAGUUAACAAGGCCCAACCUAGGAUGGGGGGAGAUGGUGUGGACCAUGGUGGCUAUGGCGAAGGGUACUCUUCUGGUGGUGGAAGGGACAGCUACAGUGGUGGAGGUUACACAUCUGGCGGUAGGGGGGGAAGCUAUGGGGGGCUGGAUAGGUCAUCAGGGCAGGAUACUUGUUUCAGGUGUGGUCGUCCAGGCCACUGGGCCCGAGACUGCCCAUUAGAAGGUGGUGGUGGUCGAGGUGGCCGCCCAUUGACACCUCCCCCACGGUCCAGGUUUGGUGGUCGUGGUGAUCGCUUUGGCAGUGAUCACCGUGAUAGGUACGUGGAAGAUCGCUAUGAUAGAGGUCACUAUAGCGACAGGGGAGAUCGUCUUGAUAGUAGAGAUGACCGCUAUGGGAGCCGUGAUCGGUAUGUUAGUGACAGGUAUGCUGCUAGUGGAGAUCGGUUUGCAGGCAAUAGAUAUGGAGGCGCAGACCGUUUCGCUUUGAAUGGAAGCUAUGGGAAAGAGAGGGCAGUGUAUGGCCGUGAUGGAGGAGGGGGUGGAAGAGUGAGCAGCGACAGAUAUGCAGCUGGAGCAGGUGGGCCAGCGCGUUAUGAGGGGGGCAGAAGCUACAGGGACAGCCGGGCAGGACCAUAUGACCGCCCUAGAAGGGGCGGUCAGUCUCCCUCCUUUGCUGACCGCUAUUGAAGCCUUCAAUUGCCGUCUGUGUUGAACCAGAUCUUUCGGUAAGUGGAAAUGUCAAGUCCUCUGUUAGUUGUGUGAGAUUUAAUCGUAACUGAAGGAGUUUAUUUCAUAGCGCUGUGGUUUCCCUUUUUCUUUGAAGGCUAGUUUGGAUGUGUACUUUUGCGAACGUCAUAGGUUGUUUUUGGUGGGCAUUAAUUUGUUCCGAAACCGGAUCAUGAUGAGCUUAGGCAUUUUGAAUACUCUUGGUACCAUGCUGGCUAAUGGGUGUCAUAGGAGUAAUUUGAAUUGAGUAACCAUUGUACCAAAUGGUGAUAGUUGUGACUUGUUAGUAGGGGGUGAAUGUGGAUCGGGCUAUCCGUCCAAGCCCGAAAGCUGUCAUUUUUGGGAGGGCUUGCAAGGCACAAAGAUAAGGCUUGAGUUUUG
Molecule: messenger RNA, 1569 nt
Organism: Cuscuta campestris
Lineage: Eukaryota; Viridiplantae; Streptophyta; Magnoliopsida; Solanales; Convolvulaceae
Source: the annotation of a GenBank genome assembly